Messenger RNA from Phyllostomus discolor (pale spear-nosed bat), 2035 nucleotides. It is a transcript of the gene LHFPL6, whose product is annotated as LHFPL tetraspan subfamily member 6. Gene Ontology annotation, cellular component: membrane. The transcript is spliced from 4 exons. NCBI's taxonomy places the organism in Eukaryota, Metazoa, Chordata, Mammalia, Chiroptera, Phyllostomidae. The coding region runs from base 463 to 1065 and encodes 200 amino acids. The record is from RefSeq and is a predicted model, not a curated record.
GAGGUCCUCGCCUCUCUGCGAGCCAGCCCCCGCGCCCCGCACUGGGGGCGGCGCAGCCCGUCCUCCCGAGGAGCCUCGGCCGCCCGCCCCUGCCCUCGCCCCCGAGCCGGGCCCGGAGUCUCCGUGGCCGUUAGGGACGGCGGCGAAGAAGCAAGGACGGUCUCCGCGGCGGUGGCCGUUCCGCCCGGGAAAGACAGCAAGUUGAGUGCGCGCCCGGCGCGGGGACGGGAGGCGGCCGCCGCCCGCCGGCCAUGGAUCAUCGCUGCCCUUUCUGCGGAGGAGGGGAAGUGGAGGCCCAGGAAGACUGAAGAGCUGUCCCGUUCUUCGUAGACACUGAGCAGUGCAGGACAGUGGAUUGCCUGCGGGCCCAGUCCCCGGCGGUGUGACAGCGUCACCUACUCCGGCACCCCCAGCAGCUGCAGCACGGUCCCUUUGCGCUCUCGGCGCCCUGCCCGGAGAGAGAUGGCAUCCAGCCUGACCUGCACCGGGGUGAUCUGGGCUCUGCUCUCGUUCCUCUGUGCUGCCACCUCCUGCGUGGGGUUCUUCAUGCCUUACUGGCUCUGGGGGUCCCAGCUGGGCAAGGCUGUGUCCUUCGGUACCUUCCGGAGGUGCUCGUACCCCGUGCACGACGAGAGUCGGCAGAUGAUGGUGAUGGUGGAAGAGUGCGGGCGCUAUGCCUCGUUCCAGGGCAUCCCCAGCGCGGAGUGGAGGAUCUGCACCAUCGUGACCGGCCUGGGCUGUGGCCUCCUGCUCCUGGUGGCUCUCACGGCCCUCAUGGGCUGCUGUGUGUCGGAGCUCAUCUCCAGGACAGUGGGGAGAGUGGCUGGAGGAAUCCAGUUUCUGGGCGGCUUGCUGAUCGGGGCCGGCUGCGCCCUCUACCCCUUGGGCUGGGACAGCGAGGAAGUUCGGCAGACCUGUGGCUACAUCUCUGGCCAGUUUGACCUGGGUACGUGUGAAAUCGGCUGGGCCUACUACUGCACGGGAGCGGGGGCCGCCGCCGCUGUGCUGCUCUGCACCUGGCUGGCCUGCUUCUCCGGCAAGAAACAGAAGCAGUACCCCUACUGAGCAGGCGCCCCCCGAGAGCAAACCGAGGUGAAGAUGGGCCAAAGGGGCUUGGAGGACCGGAGCAUUUCCAGCUGCUUUCAAAAGGUGGAACAGCGGUUCUAAUCCCUACCAUGCUAUUGCAACGGAACCCGGCAGAGUCAGCAUCGUUACACCACACCGAAGGGUCGUGCGAGGUUUGGAAAAGACAGGAGGGCAGGGGAGGAGGGGAGGAAGAAAUGGACCAAAGGCUGCAAACGUUGUAGGGGUAUUAGGUGUUUCUAUUCCACAGAGUAUGUUAAUGUAGAACAUAUAUGCAGGCAAAGCAAACCUACAUAUGCAAAGAAAGGUUUGGGAUUUUUUUUUUUUUAAGAUAAAGACACAGACCCUCAAAGGGCUAGUAGGAACCGUGUUAUGUUGCUGCGACCUCUCAGGGGUCCCCGGCGGGCCACGCGCUUCUGAAAGCACACGAGCACACAGACACACCUGCAUCCAUGCCCACGCCCACGCGCAAACCUAGAAACUGUCGCAAAGACCGCACGACGGGUGUAGCUGUGCAUCAAUCACUCUGUGUUCUUUUUAACAUGCAUUUAAAAUACUGUGUUGUCACUUUAUAAAGCAUACGUCGAACCUAACAAAUGGACCAAUAAGCCACUGUAUCAGUAUUUUGUAUAUUGAGCAUAAACUCUUUAUGCCCUCAAUGUGUCUUCAGUGUUUAUGCAGACCUUUAGAGUUAAGCCUUUGUAUUCCGAUAUUAUUCAACACUAUGCUGUAUUUCUCCAUGUAGCUUCUGCUAUGAUAUUCUUAUGCAGUAAAAAGGCAUAUUUCUGUCUACUUUCCAGUCAUUAGAUCUUGGGAGUUUUUUUUCCCCAUUAUUAUACUGUGCUGUACCACAUUUAUUUCCAUAUUCAUUUUGUAAACAACCAAAAAAAUGCUAUUUUGUUUGUAUCUGAAAAGCUCUGUGAAUAAAUUCUCUCUUUGAUCAAUAACUAAA